Patella vulgata (common limpet) is the source of this 1507-nucleotide messenger RNA. RefSeq lists its product as uncharacterized. The transcript is spliced from 8 exons. Lineage: Eukaryota; Metazoa; Mollusca; Gastropoda; Patellidae. Bases 448 to 1425 code for a protein of 325 amino acids. The record is from RefSeq and is a predicted model, not a curated record.
UAACAAAGAUUUCUAACGUAACAAAAAAAUAACAAUUAAAAUGAGUGGGGCUUCGGAAGUCACUGUCAAGAAUUGGCUUCAGACAUAAGACCUAACUAAAUGUCUACAUCACAUUUAUAAACUGUCACAAGUACUUGUGGCAGUGCUAAAAAAAUCUAAGAAUAGUCAGAAUGGAAUCUAAUCAUAUUUGUUAUGAAUUAAAGUAAUAUCUAGGAUGUCGAAUGGUGGAUAAAGUUUAGGAAUCCAAACAGUAUUAUCAAAGAUCAUUUAAGUUUUUUCUAUUGUGAAGUUGCUUUUUAUAUCAUCGCUUUCCUCACUUUCUCUCACGCUUUCCGUGUUGGAGGACGAUAUAAAUGGUUAUGGAUAGCCUCGUUAUUGCACGGUUUAACAGUCGAAUGUGUUAGUUAUUUUCUACCAGAUAUAGAUAAUUUCUGGCACGCACAAAGUAUGGUGAUGCUUCUAGGACAGCGGCUACCAUUACAUAUUGUACUUCUAUACCCAGGGUUUAUUUACACAGCCGCCAUUGCUGUAUCUCAGAUGAAGUUAAGAUCGUGGGCAGAACCAUUCGCAGUGGGCCUAGCUGUAGUGCUGUUAGACAUACCUUAUGAUAUUAUGGGUAUCAAAUUACUGUGGUGGACUUGGCAUGAUGAUGACCCAAAUAUCUAUGACCGCCAUUACUGGGUUCCUUGGACCAGUUAUUACUUCCAUGCUGCCUUUGCAUCGUCCUUCACCUUUAUUUUCAACCAUAGUCGCCGAUUACUCUGUCAGAGUACUGGUAAAUUUCAGUCAUCUGGUUGCAUUAUAGAAACUAUUUGUGCUGUUAUAACUGGACUAUUUUCGAUGCCUCUAGGAGUUCUACAGUUUGUACCUAUCUAUCAUUAUUUCCAUGACCAGUUAAACAUCCACACUGAAGUAUGUCUGUUGCUAUUGUUAGCAACUUACGUAAUGAUUGUUUGGAGCUCAGAUAGAGUGCCGUAUCUUAAUGCUAGAAUAGGCGGUGUUUCAAAAAGAAGUAUAUUAGAACUGAUUAUGAUAGUAUUAUUCCACUAUAGUCUGUAUAUCUACCUGGUAAUAACGGAGAAACCUCAGUAUAUUCAAUCUACAGGUUAUCAUCAAUCAAUAGGAUCAUGUACCGAGAAGGUUCCAGUAAAAACACCUUUUGGACAGGUGUUAUCAAAGAGAAAACAUUUAUGUCUUUUGAAUUACGACGAGGAUGUGUUCAACUUUAAAUGUUUAGACAAACGACCAGCGAAUGGCGCAGAAUGGUACACAAUCUGUGGAACCCCGUAUCCUAACCACCUCGAAUAUAUCAUCGUAGUCACGGCUUUUUGUGUUUUUGGCCUUUUCUUCUAUUUUCAAGCUAUGUUGCGUUCGGGUCAUCUGUCACCAACGAAAGCGGCAAAGGUCAAACAUCAUAAAGAGUAGUCGUUUCCAUAACUACCGAGCAUUAAAAGGGCAUGGACAGGGUUUGAUUAGUUUAGAAAAUAAAAUCGCUUGUUUGAUUAAA